CCAAUUUUGGGGAUCUAAAUGAACCUUUGGAGCUUAUUCGGCUGUUAUGUUGCCAUUUUAAUCAUACCACAGAAAAACACAGCCUAAACUGCACACUCAAGGCACCAUUAAGAAAUCUAAAAAUAAAGUGAUGCAAAGUGAACCUCUGGGAAGUUCUUUGGAUCGGCUGGUACGCUGAUUCAAACACAUCUGUAGCUUAUACGGCUGGAAGACUCUUUGGAAAACCAUUCCAGAUGACCACCUCAUGAAGCUCAUGGAGAGAAUGCCAAGAGAGCUGAGACAUUUGUAGAAGUCUACCAUCAUGGCUGAUGCGUUUAGUAGCAGCUCGGAGACUGUGAUUCAGCGUGUGGUUGACGUUAACCUGAAGGAAAACACUCCGGCUGAAAAACUCUUUGAGUUGUAUCAGAUUAGGAAGACAUGCGCGUUCAUAAACGAGCAUAACUUUGGAAAGGUUGCUCUGCAGUUUCCUGAUGAGUUGCUGGUUGACUCAGCGGCAGUGGCUGAAGAGAUCGAGAGAAACAAUCAAGCCAAAACGUUUAUUUUAGGAGAUACGUCUUAUGGCAGCUGCUGUAUUGACGAGGUAGCAGCAGAACAUGUUGGAGCUGACUGCAUUGUGCACUACGGCAGCGCCUGCCUCAGCCCGUCCAAACGGCUUCCCGUGAUGUACGUCUUUGAGAAAAGACCGCUAGAUGUGGAGAUGUGCACCGCCUCUUUUAGGGAGCUCUACCCGGACCCACAGACGAACAUCCUCCUCCUCUAUGAUGUCAACUACGAUCAUGCUAUCGGCAAUCUUUUGACGCACCUAUUGCCAGAGUAUCCGAACCUUGUAGCCACUGAGCUUGUUGUUGAAGGGGAACAGUGUUACAGUCACGGACGGCUCAACAGAGACAAUAACAUAAUAUCUCCUCCUGGGGAUGACAACAGCCAGACCAUUUGUCAGUUUGGACGGCAGUUCUCCUUAAAAAGUGGUUCAUCUUUAACGGACUACCGUAUGUUCUAUGUAGGCCAGGAGGGAGCAACUUUACGAAACUUCAUGAUGACCUGGAAUCGCUGCUCAUUUUGCUCAUUUGAUCCUGUGUCAAUGAAGGGAAGGAUCGAGUCUGUGAAUGUCAACCGUGCUCUGAUGAAGCGCUAUUAUGCCAUUGAAAGGGCCAAAGAUGCCAACGUGGUCGGCAUCCUUGUUGGCACCCUGGGCGUGGCCGACUACCUCGCCAUCCUCCAGCAGCUCAAAGAGACUCUUCACAGAGCCGGCAAGAAGAGCUACACGUUUGCCAUGGGGAAGCUCAAUGUACCCAAACUAGCAAACUUCCUGGAAAUCGACAUCUUCGUGCUCAUCGCAUGUCCCGAGAACUCGCUGCUGGACUCGAGUGAGUUCUUCAAACCUGUGGUGACACCGUUCGAGAUGGAGGUAGCCUGCAACAGGAAGAGGGAGUGGUCUGAGGAAUAUGUCACAGAUUUCCGACACCUGCUGCCAGGUGGACGGAGUCACGUGCCGAUGGCUGACCAGCAGAAAGAUGACGACGAGAUCGAUGUAUCGUUAAUAACCGGAGCUCUGCGCAGUCAGAACCUGCUGAACAGCGAGCCUGUAGAGUCCUCGUUUGGGUCUUCUGUGGUGCUGAGGAACCAGACUCUGACUGUAGCCAACACGAACUCGGCAGCGUCUUUUCUGGCUGGUCGAAGCUGGCAAGGCCUGGAGCAGAAGCUGGGAGAGACUCCUGUAGUAAAGGCAGUGGAGGGCAGGAGAGGCAUAGCUAUCGCCUACGAGGAAGAAGGAACAUCUUGAUAAGUUACUAGAAAUCCUCUCAGCCAUCAUAAGAUAAUUUAUUCAUUUAUGAAUGGACAAUUAUACCACCAGGAGCUAAAUGUUUCUUUCAUGUUUUGUUCCUGUAUUAUCAGUCAGCACAACCUUUUUAUUUCAGUAAUGUUUAAUGAAUAAUUGAAUGUAACACAAUUUAAAUAACUGAUUACAAUUGAUUUCUCACUUUC
Molecule: messenger RNA, 1986 nt
Organism: Girardinichthys multiradiatus
Lineage: Eukaryota; Metazoa; Chordata; Actinopteri; Cyprinodontiformes; Goodeidae
Gene: dph2
Product: diphthamide biosynthesis 2
Exons: 8
Coding region: 302-1783 (493 amino acids)
Biological process (GO): protein histidyl modification to diphthamide
Molecular function (GO): 2-(3-amino-3-carboxypropyl)histidine synthase activity
Source: RefSeq, a predicted model, not a curated record